UUAGGAUUUUUUUUAUUUUUUUUUUUGAGGUCGGUGACCGCUCUGGAAUUUUGGGUAGUGUAAAAAGUAAAUUUAAUGCUGUUUGUACAACAGUUAAAAAUUAAAAAGGAUCAGAAGGGCUGUUAAAGUAGAAGGAUGUUGGUAGUUGCGGUCAGGCAAGUAUAGAAAAGUCAGGGCUUGGAAAAAAAGGGCUGGGGGAGCGAUAGCCACCGAUACGUGCUAACUGUUGUGUCUGGUAGAUGGAGCUGGCUGUGCCGAAUGCUGCCGCUCUGGGACCCUGUGCCUGAACAGGUUAAACCUGGGCUUCGCAGAGGUGUCUGUGCAAUUCCUACCUUAAACUAGUUAAUGUCUCACAGGACAGGUCAGCACCCAAAGAAAACAGGCUACAUCAACGCCUUACUGCUCCUGGGCAGUGUGCGCUGGCGAUGGGAGCUCACAGCCUUUGCCAGGGCCCAGGACAUCUCCGUACCCUCUCCAGGGGUGGCUUUUUGGCAGCCUGAUGGUAGAUCCAUGCCUCAGUCACUGUAACUGGCCCUUGAAUUGUUCAUGUUUAGUGAACUUAAAUAGUUUGACUUCUGUCCAAUACAAAGAUAUUUUUUCCCUCCUGAUGCUAGAAGAUGAAGCAUCCUUUCUGGGUGAAGUGGCCGAGCUUUCGCUGCAGGCGCUGUGCAGACUGCAGAUACACGUGCCACCAGGAAUGCCGCAGCCUCAUCCAGCUGGAUUGCCGUCGGCCGGGCCAGUGCCAGAGCCAGCUCUCGCCCGAGAGCACCCUGCUGCCGCCCUGCAGCCAGAAUGUAACACAAACAGUAGAAGAAGAAAAACGCGAGCCUCCGACCAUCCAGGAGAUCAAACAGAAAAUCGAAAAAUACAAUGCAAAAGUUACAAACUGCCUGUUGAUGAAGCUGAACGACGAUGGGACGUACACAGGUUUCAUUAAAGUGCAUUUGAAACUGCGCCGCCCCGUGACGGUCCCAGCAGGGAUCCGGCCCCAGUCCAUCUACGAUGCCCUCAAGGAGGUGAACCUGGCUGAUAUGACAGACAAGAGAACCUCGUUCUACCUGCCGCUGGAUGCCAUCAAGCAGCUCCACAUCAGCAGCACAACCACCGUGAGCGAGGUGAUCCAGGGGCUCCUGAAGAAAUUUAUGGUGGUGGAUAAUCCUCAGAAGUUUGCACUUUUCAAGGAGAUGCGGAAAGAUGGGCAAGUGCUCUUCCAGAAGCUCCCCCUCACCGAGUACCCCCUGUACCUCCGGCUGCUGGCGGGCCCCGACACAGAUGCGCUCAGCUUCGUGCUGAAGGAAAAUGAGACGGGGGAAGUUGAGUGGGAUGCGUUCUCCAUCCCGGAGCUCCAGAACUUCUUGAUGAUACUGGACAAAGAAGAAAAGGACAAAAUCCAGCAAGUGCAAAGGAAGUAUGAGAAGUUUAAACAGAGACUGCAACAGACCUUGAAAGAAGCCAGAGGCAAGCCUGGAUAACCCUUGGGGGGGCACUGGGCAUCAGACUAAGCUAGUUAUUUUUAAAAUAGAAAGACACUUCUCAGGACACCUUAUAGUAGUCGCUCUCCCUCUUCAUCCUCCAUUAAGGACUGGCUCACAGCAUCCAUAAAAUGAGCAUACUGCAUUUUCUUCUUCUGAAACCUCUUAUCCCAGGACCAGAGCCAGUCUAAGAAUGGGAAGCCUGUUUUAAAACUGCGCCGGUCAACAAACCAAACACAGCUGGCUGCUGCUUCGCUUUUCAGCUGGACCAUCUGACGGAAAAGCUUUGAGGAAAAUGCUCCAUGUUAAACCCAAGAGGAAUGUCUACUGGCUUAUGUUUUGAGCAGGGUAACACUUGCUGUUCACACUCCUCCCAGCAACUUGCUUGUUCUUGUUCGGAGGUGCUGCGGCUCCCUGCGCGCGCCCACGUGGCCCAGUUCUUGUUUCGUAAGUAGAGCGCAGGAAGCAGCAGCGAUGGUGGAGGAGGUUGUUGCACCAAACCACGUGGGUGUUGCAGCUGUAAGCAAUGCCGGACGGACUUGUCAGGGCUAACGUAGCCAGGGAGAUGUAAAGUUAUGACAGCAAGGCAGCUGCAACACCCAAACAGUCUGUUAGUAAGUAUUAUUGAAACUUGGUAAUAGUAGUUCCAGGAAGAGGCAUCCAUUUUGGUUCUAUUUAACUUCCAGUUUUGAAAGCAGAUGUGAAUUAAAGCAAAUACCCCUGAUGCUUAGCUAAGUUAGCCAGUGUUUUACCAUUUUUCUAUUCUGUGGUAAUUGGGAGCUAUGUUUUAAGAAAUUGUUGGAAGAGUGAUGGUUGGGGUAUAGGCUGACGGUUCGAUAUUGAAUGUUUAGCAAUACAUGUCCAACAGACUAACCCAGGAAAACUAAAAACUCCUUUCACAAAGCAAACUGAUUUUGAACUAUGACCAGGGCUGGCACCGAGGGAGAGGAGCCUCAGCAGGGCCAGGGUGCGGAGGCAGCACCAAGAGCACAGGCUGCCUGCACGGGAGAGCCUUGGUACCAGGAAGAGUAAGGGAACUAUUAGUCUCAGAUGCUUUCUGCCCACCACUCUCAUACCACGCUUCCUCCUGGUAACCCUCCUUGCACCCCUCCUGUCCAUGACACACCAUCCUCUUCCUCCCUGCGCCACCCUGUAUGUGUCGUGUUCUCCUCCCCUCCCUCCCCGCUCACAACCGGUGCUCUGCCUGCACGUCCAGGAAGGUGACCAGAUCUCGCUCUCUUCGUGGAGCUAGGAGAGGACAGGCUCUCUCCCCUCCCUCAGGGCUCCCCACCAUCUCCGACGCACGCACUGUGCAGCCUUCAUAAAAAUCCUUGAGCUGGAGCGUCAGCUACUGCCAUGACUCUGAGCAGAACCCCUGAUCUUGCUGCCGCCAUGCAGGGAUCGUGGGAGGGCUCGGAGGGCUCGGGGGAUGCCAGUCUGAGAGAGGAGGGUCCCCGCGUUUACUCGCAGCGCUCUGCACCGAGCACGCUGCACGCAGCCGGGUUCAGUCUUCCCUCUGUCUGCACAGGGCACCGCCACAAAGGUGAAAAGGGAACGGUGACACUAGCUGGGGUCGGCUGGAGCAUGUGAGAGGGUUUCGUGUUGACUUGAUGAACCCGAGUCCCUUCGAGCUCGUUGCAGGGUGCUGUGACCCCACCUGCGUGAAGUGGGGAGGGAGGCAGCAGGUUGUCAGGUAACACAACAGAGACGAUGCGGAAGAGUCUAAAAUUUACCUCAGUGCCUUUUUUUUCCCCUUAAGCAUGAAAACUUUGCAUUUGGGCUAAGGAAGAGUUUGAAAGGGGCUUUUGUCAAGAGGCCUUGCCAGUCCUGUCCCCCAGUUCCCUGAAGUACUGUGAUGAGGCUGCUGUUGUCUGUAGAGGGAUGAGGAACUCUUUUGUUUCUUUCUUGAAGGUGAUUGGGAUUUUUUCCCCCCUCCCCCAACUUAUUCUUGAGUAUGUUUGUUCAUAAACUGCAAGAGAGUAACUGCAUCACUUACAGCCCCUCGGUUUGUAUAACUGCCACUUUCUGCAAGCUUAGUUCAGCUCCUGUUUUAGUCAGCAGUGUAGAAGGGUUUGCUAACAGGGCUAUGGCCUCGGGCACGCGGUGCAGGACAGGCCUCCCAGCUGUACUGUACUCUACACCCAGAUGACCUUUAACAACGUGGCAGCAGCCCAGAGCGGCGGGUUUCACGCUCUGGGGCUGUUUGUCCAUUUACGAGAACACAUACUACUUCACUGUGCACCUGUGAAGUAAUUUAAGUAACAUUUAUCUAGUGCUUUGAGUCUUGAAAGCACUGUAGAAAUACUUCUCUUCAGCCAAGAGGAAGAACGCUGUAAAAACUGCCAUUGGUUCUGAGAAGUAUGAUCCAGACGCUUGUUUUUAAAUCCCUUCUCUUUCUGGCUAAAAGUUGUAAAGAUUCCUUUUUCGUUGUCGUCGUCGUUGUUUUCUACUGGAGUUUUGGUGACCGUCUCCCUCUCCCCUCCUGGAACCCAGCAUGUCUUUGACAUUUUGUAGAAGGCAUGGCUUCUUAUGCAAUUACCGUGAAUGCUGCUGAAAACCUCCUGCGGAGAGGAGGGCUGUUUCUUUUGGUUUUUCAAAAUACGGGGCAUUUUAAGAAUCAGUAGAUUUUGAAACUCGAAUUCUCAGUGGUUGAGCUGUGUCUAGGAUAGAAGCACUGGCCCCUUCCUUAAGCGCAAAAUACUGUUGGCAGUGCAGUGCCUUUGGUUAGUAUAUUGUCUUGCCUAGUUUGUGUGAGUUGAUUUUUCAUGUCUAUUGUAAAACAUGUAAAAUAAUGUGUAUAGAAUAGAAUAGUAAAGCUUCUAUGGCAAAGUGAAAUGCAUUUUUGCAAUGCUGUAAUUUAUUUUUACUACUCCCUAGUAAUUCUAUGGCAUUUUUAAAAAAUGUCUCACUUCCAGCUUUUUUGAAGGUUCUGAAACUACUUGUUCACACGCAGACAGUGUAAAAGACAAUGAUAAUAAAACUGUCAAUAAUUAAAGAAA
Falco peregrinus (peregrine falcon) is the source of this 4471-nucleotide messenger RNA. RefSeq names its product Ras association domain family member 5 (gene RASSF5). The transcript has 6 exons. NCBI's taxonomy places the organism in Eukaryota, Metazoa, Chordata, Aves, Falconiformes, Falconidae. The coding region runs from base 618 to 1472 and encodes 284 amino acids. Gene Ontology annotation, biological process: signal transduction. Gene Ontology annotation, cellular component: nucleus. The record is from RefSeq and is a predicted model, not a curated record.